AUGCGAAAGAGGUUGGAGCUUUCCGAGGAGCAGAGGCGGCAGCACGCGGACCGCAUUCUCGAAGCCGCUCGCGACGCGGAACGCCGCGAAUUGGAAGGCGGCGAUGGCGUCGGCCGGGGCGGCGAGCGCAUUCUGGUGGACACGGGAGUGAAAUUCGGUCUGUCGGCGCCGCCGCUCAGCUCGGGGCCGAGCAUGGCGACGGUGAACAUGUCGUUCUACCGCUGGGAGAGCGUCGCGCCGCCGCCCGUCGUCGACUGGCGGAAGUCCGUCGCCAUCACGCCCAUCCAGACGCAAUACGUGUGCUCAAGCUGCUGGGCGAUCUCAGCCGUCGAUUCCAUAGCCAUAAUGUGGGCGAUCGCCAACAACGGCGUCGGGACGAAUCUGUCGCCGCAGCAGGUGUGCGACUGCGCGACGAAGCAGUGCUGCCAGGGCGGGUGGCCCGAGUGGGCCUUCUCCUACGUGCUCUUUAACGGGGGUGUCACGACGAACGCCAACUACCCCUACCAGGCCUACGAUUCCGCCACGUGUCUGCUCGACGCAUCCAUGCCGUCCGUGGCGCAGAUCACGGGAUGGGAGCUGGUGCCGGCAUUCAACGCCAUGGCGCUCAUGAAGGCCGUCAGCAUGCAGCCCGUCGUCGCCUUCAUCAGCGCCUCCGCCGCCGACUUCACCGCGUACUCAAGCCGCAACGCGCUCAACAUCUACAACGGCGUGUGCUCGACGGAUGUGAACCACGCGGUGGUGGUGGUGGGCUUUAACCACACGGGGCCGGACCUCAAAGGCAGCUACUGGAUCAUCAAGAACUCGUGGUACACCACGUGGGGCGACCGCGGCUACAUGUACCUCGCCAUGACGCCCGACGUUCGCGGAAAGUGCGGCAUCCUAUCAACCCCCGCCAUGUACCCCGUCUACUUCCCAUCCGGGCAGCAGCCGGCGCGCUUUGCGUCCGACAAGGGCGGCAAGUGGAAAAUCAACAAAGUGGACGACCUCUCGUCGUCGCUCUUCUCCUCCACCCUUUCAACCACCACAACCACCACCACCACCACCACCACUACCACCACUAUUAGUACGACCACGCAAAGUACAACGUGCCCGGGGAUGAUCAACCCGUGCGGCGGGGGCGGUUGCUACAUCAGCGGAGGAGUUCCGCGGUGCAACUGCAACGUGACGGCGAAUAUGGUUGAGGUGUUGGGAGUGCCCACGUCCAAGUGCGUGCCGCGAAGUCCCUGCACGACGGCUCCUCUGAAUCCCUGCGGCGGCGGAACGUGCAGCGAUGUGGGAGACGGGACGUACACGUGCGCGUGCACUGCGGGUUUCGCCAUCGGCGUUGCUGUCGACGGUUCGCCGACGUGCAUUCCCGCGGUUGGCCUUGCAAAAUCCUAUGUUACCAACCCUGGCGACAACUGCACGUUUGUCGCGACAGCUUUUGGAAUUUCGAUCACCACUCUGACAAACCUGAACACCUUCAUCAACUGCUCCGUUACAGAAUACCUCCCUCCUGGAAUUGCACUUACAGUAUCGACAACGCUAAACUCCACAUCCUCCUAUUGCACCAACACUUACUCUGUCCGACCUCAGGACACUUGCACUUCUAUAGCAAACACUUUCUUCAACGGAUCACUCACUUCCCUUAUGGCAAGCAACCCUGGCUUAUCGUGCAAACGCUUGUUCAAGUCGGAGCAAAUAUGCCUCCAAAUGGUUACCGCAUCAGCCACAUCGUCGGCUGUGCAGUGUGGGCAAAGCGUGGACGUGGUUACGGGAGACACUUGUGCAUCGGUUGCCCUUAAAUAUGCAGUUGACUACGCAACUGUUGUAUCGCUCAACCCAGCAGUCAACUGCAACAGCACGCUUGCGGCCGGCUCCUCUCUCUGUGUGGCGUCAAAAUCAGCUCUGACGAGCCUUGACUGCACGGGGUGGUACCGGGUGAUGCAGGGCGACACAUGCCCCUCCAUCUGGAAUGCAGCCAACCUCACCAUGUCCAUGUUCCAAGCCAUCAAUCCGGGCAUCCAGUGCCAGGCGCCCUACCUGGUGGUGGGCCAGCAAGUUUGCAUCGAUGCACCCGUCCUCGCCACCAUGCAGCGAAACCCAAACGCAAACUACUCUAUAUACACCGUCCGUGCCAAUGACACCCUCUCCUCCAUCUCCACCCAGUACCUCACCCGCUGCACAACACUCUCCGUUUCCCCCGCUGCCAUCGCCGCCCAAAACUUCAUCGCCAACUGCCUCUGCACCGCUCCCAAUCGGCACCAACCUCAUCAUCCCCUGUAUUGGCGGCGUCGCACGUGGAACAACGCGUGCUAUCAGACCUCUCCUCGCACGUGCACGUACGCCAUGGGAGUGGGCUACACGUUCAUCUGCAGCUACUACCCUGGUGCUAGUCCCUUGCCUUGA
Molecule: messenger RNA, 2388 nt
Organism: Closterium sp. NIES-65
Lineage: Eukaryota; Viridiplantae; Streptophyta; Zygnematophyceae; Desmidiales; Closteriaceae
Source: the annotation of a GenBank genome assembly